AUGUAUCGCUUGUCAGCACUCGCACGUGCUGCCAGACCACUUACCGCUGCUGCACGUCGUGUACAGACCACCGGUCCUGAGCCCAACGAUGUAUUUUUGCAGGGUAACUCAGCCAACUACAUUGAAGAGAUGUACGAGGCCUGGUUGAAGGAUCCCAGCGCUGUGCACUUGUCGUGGCAGGUGUACUUCAAGAACAUGGCCAACGGAGUUUCUCCCAGCGAAGCAUACACUCCUCCCCCAACCCUUGUUCCCUCUGGAAGUGCCCGUCUCCCUGUCCUGCCUGGUGCCGGUCUCUCGAGCCCUAUGAAUGCCUCUUCCAAGGAGGUUAUCGACCACAUGAAGAUCCAGUUGCUCGUCAGAGCCUACCAGGUUCGCGGUCACCACAUCGCCAACCUCGACCCUCUUGGCAUUCAGCACGCUGACCUCACCUCCGCUACACCCCCAGAGCUGUCCUACAACUACUACGGCUUCACCGAGAAGGAUCUUGACCGUAAGUUCACCCUCGGUCCUGGUAUCUUGCCCGCCUUGGGCAAUGGUGACAAGGAACUCACCCUGCGCGAGAUCGUCGACGUCUUGAAGAAGAUCUACUGUGGCUCAAUUGGUAUUGAGUACAUUCACAUUCCUGACCGUGCCCAGUGUGACUGGAUUCGUUCCCGUGUCGAGAACCCCCAGCCCUACAAGUACUCGGUUGACGAGAAGCGCAUGAUCCUCGACCGUCUCACCUGGUCCGACAGUUUCGAACGUUUCGUUGCCUCCAAGUACCCCUCCGAGAAGCGUUUCGGUCUUGAGGGUGGUGAAUCCUUGAUUCCUGGUAUGAAGGCCAUGAUUGAUCGUUCGGUUGACUUGGGUGUUGAAUCCAUCGUAAUUGGUAUGCCCCAUCGUGGUCGUCUCAAUGUCCUCAGUAACGUUGUCCGCAAGCCCAACGAGUCCAUCUUCUGCGAGUUCAGUGGCUCUGUUGAGCCUUCAGCCGAGGGAUCUGGUGAUGUCAAGUACCAUCUUGGUAUGAACUACGUCCGCCCUACCCCAUCCGGCAAGCGUGUCGCCUUGUCCCUGGUUGCCAACCCCUCCCACUUGGAGGCCGUCGACCCCGUUGUGCUCGGUAAGACCAGAGCUCUGCAGUUCUACAGCAAGGACACCAAGGGUCAGCACUCCAUGGCUGUCUUGAUGCACGGUGAUGCCGCCUUUGCUGGCCAGGGUGUCGUAUACGAAACCAUGGGCUUCCACGAUCUUCCUGCUUACUCCACUGGUGGUACCAUCCACAUUGUGGUCAACAACCAGAUUGGUUUCACCACUGAUCCUCGCUAUGGUCGCUCCACCCCUUACUGCACUGACAUUGCCAAGUCCAUCAACGCACCCGUAUUCCAUGUGAACGGUGAUGAUGUCGAGGCCGUAACCUACGUAAUGCAGCUCGCCGCUGACUGGCGCCAGACCUUCCACCGCGAUGUUGUCAUUGAUUUGGUGUGCUACCGUAAGCACGGUCACAACGAGACCGAUCAGCCCAUGUUCACCCAACCCAAGAUGUACAAGGCUAUUUCCAAGCAGGAGCCAGUUGCUCAGAUCUACGCCAAGCAGCUCGAGAAGGAAGGCACUUUCAGCCCUGCCGAGAUUGACGAGAACAAGAAGCGUGUCUGGGAUAUUCUGGAGGAGAGUUAUGCCAAGAGCAAGGACUACAAGCCUACCUCGCGCGAGUGGUUGUCCAGCAGCUGGCCCGGAUUCAAGUCUCCCAAGGAGCUUGCCGAGGAAAUCCUUCCCCACUACCCUACCGGUGUCUCCCACGAGACUCUUCAGCAGGUCGGUGCCGCCAUGACCACCCUGCCCCACAACUUCGAGGCCCACCGCAACUUGAAGCGUAUCAUCCAGAACCGCGAGAACAACAUCAAGGAAGGUAAGGACAUCGACUGGUCUACCGCCGAAGGUCUUGCCUGGGGUUCGCUCUUGCUUGAGGGCAAGCACGUCCGCGUGUCUGGCCAGGAUGUCGAGCGUGGUACUUUCUCCCAGCGUCACGCUGUUCUCCACGACCAGGCCAACGGCUCCAAGCACACUCUGUUGAACCACAUCUCGCCCGAGCAGGGUGUCUUGUCGAUCAGCAACUCCUCGCUCUCUGAGUUUGGUGUCUUGGGCUUCGAGCUCGGUUACUCGCUUGUGGACCCCAACGCCUAUGUUGUCUGGGAAGCCCAGUUCGGUGAUUUCGCCAACAGUGCUCAGGUCAUGAUUGAUCAGUUCAUCUCUGCUGGUGAGCAGAAAUGGCUCCAGCGCAGUGGUCUCGUAAUGUCCCUUCCCCACGGUUACGAUGGUCAGGGUCCCGAGCACUCUUCUUCCAGAAUCGAGCGUUAUCUCCAGCUUUGCGACGAUAACCCAUACGUCUAUCCUUCCCCCGAGAAGCUCGCCAGACAGCACCAGGACUGCAACAUGCAGGUUGUCUAUGCUUCCACUCCCUCCCAGUACUUCCACGUCAUCCGUCGUCAGAUCUGCCGUGAAUUCAGAAAGCCUCUUAUCCUUCCUUUCUCCAAGGCUAUGCUCCGUCACCCCAUGGCUCGCUCCAACUUGGAUGAGAUGAUUGGUGAUACUCACUUCCAGCUCUACCUCCCUGAACCCCACCCCGAAACUCUCGCUGCCCCCGAGAACAUCAAGAAGCACGUCUUCUGCUCUGGUCAGGUCUACUAUGCUCUGCUCCGUGCCCGUGACCAGAACAAGAUCAACGACAUUGCGAUCUCGCGUGUCGAGCAGCUUAACCCCUUCCCCUAUGAGCAGAUCAAGGAGCACGCCGACAAGUAUCCCAAUGCCGAGAUUGUCUGGUGCCAGGAAGAGCCUUUGAACAUGGGUCCCUGGGCACACGUCAGCCCUAGACUCACCACCACUUUGGCUCAGACCAAGCACCACGCCGGCAAGCCCGUCAAGUACACUGGUCGUGAGCCCUCUGCUUCCGUAGCCACUGGUAACAAGAAGAAGCACUACCAGGAAGAGUACGAUUUCCUCAGCGAGGCUUUGAUCGGUUCCCCCACCAAACCCAAGGCCGUUGAGCAGGGUGUUCCCCUCUUCUAAAUCCCCCUAAAAAAAUGUGAAAUAAUAUAAUUACCCAUAACUUCUUUCUUUCCUUC
This is a messenger RNA of Phycomyces blakesleeanus NRRL 1555(-), 3098 nucleotides long. RefSeq lists its product as hypothetical. Gene Ontology annotation, biological process: tricarboxylic acid cycle. The record is from RefSeq and is a predicted model, not a curated record. Bases 1 to 3042 code for a protein of 1013 amino acids. The transcript is spliced from 4 exons. Gene Ontology annotation, cellular component: oxoglutarate dehydrogenase complex; mitochondrion. NCBI's taxonomy places the organism in Eukaryota, Fungi, Mucoromycota, Mucoromycetes, Mucorales, Phycomycetaceae. Gene Ontology annotation, molecular function: oxoglutarate dehydrogenase (succinyl-transferring) activity; thiamine pyrophosphate binding.